Calidris pugnax (ruff) is the source of this 1303-nucleotide messenger RNA. Its product is annotated as vang-like protein 2. The coding region runs from base 1 to 723 and encodes 240 amino acids. The transcript has 3 exons. The record is from RefSeq and is a predicted model, not a curated record. Gene Ontology annotation, biological process: Wnt signaling pathway, planar cell polarity pathway; multicellular organism development; establishment of planar polarity. Gene Ontology annotation, cellular component: plasma membrane. NCBI's taxonomy places the organism in Eukaryota, Metazoa, Chordata, Aves, Charadriiformes, Scolopacidae.
AUGAUCGGGGACCCCAAGGAGGAUCCCCCCCCUCCUCCUCUAACCUCAUCCGUUUAUUUAUUUUUCUUUUUCUUUUUAAAUUUUUUCCCUGCAGAAAACACAACCAACAACUCCACGGGCCAGUCGCGGGCCGUCAUCGCGGCGGCCGCCCGGCGGCGGGACAACAGCCACAACGAGGAUUACUACGAGGAGGCCGAGCACGAGCGCAGGGUGCGGAAACGCCGCGCCAGGCUGGUGGUGGCGGUGGAAGAAGCCUUCACCCACAUCAAGCGGUUGCAGGAAGAGGACCAGAAGAACCCCCGGGAGAUCAUGGACCCGCGGGAGGCGGCUCAGGCCAUCUUCGCCUCCAUGGCCCGGGCCAUGCAGAAGUACCUACGUACCACCAAGCAGCAGCCCUACCACACCAUGGAGAGCAUCCUGCAGCACCUCGAGUUCUGCAUCACCCACGACAUGACGCCCAAGGCCUUCCUUGAGAGGUACCUGACGGCUGGUCCCACCAUCCAGUACCACAAGGACCGCUGGUUGGCCAAGCAGUGGACGCUGGUCAGCGAGGAGCCGGUGACCAACGGCUUGAAAGACGGGGUGGUCUUUGUCCUGAAGCGCCAGGACUUCAGCCUGGUGGUGAGCACCAAGAAGAUCCCUUUCUUCAAGCUCUCGGAGGAGUUCGUGGACCCCAAGUCGCACAAGUUCGUCAUGAGGUUGCAGUCGGAGACCUCCGUGUGAGCUCAAGAGGGAUGGAGAGGGCUUGAGGCCGGGGGGGGGCAGACCUUCAUCUCCACACCCUUCCUCCUCAUCGCCACCCCCCAAGUCUCCACCGGGGUUUGGGGAGACCCCGGUUGAAGGGCAGGAACUUGGGCGGGCGCCUGGAGGCAUCACCCGUGCCCAGCUCCACCACCUUCCUGUGACCACUGGCCCUCGGUGGGGUGCGCUGAAGCUUCUUCCACCUCUUCCUCCUCCUCCUCCUCCUCCUCCUCCUCCUCCCCGAAACCCAGGUCCGUGUAGCAUCCCCCCAAGAAGGCGCCGCCGGCGGCACGGCCAGGAAGGAGACGGCGUUUUGGGCGCCACAACUCAAGGGCUAAAAUCUCCACGUUCUUCACCAGCGUCUUCAAGCACCAUCAGGUCCCAAGGACCUUCUCCUCCUGCCCCUUUUCUACAACUGGCCUUGGCUCUGGCCUUAAACCACUGCCCGGCCUCCGGGGUUGGUUUUUUAAUCCUAGAGAUUCGGGGAAAAUGUGUGUGUGUUGGGGGGGGGGGGGGCUGGGUUUGGGUUUUUUUGGGGUUUUUUGAAUUUUUUUGGGGUUUU